Messenger RNA from Entelurus aequoreus (snake pipefish), 924 nucleotides. RefSeq names its product gap junction delta-4 protein-like. Gene Ontology annotation, cellular component: connexin complex. Lineage: Eukaryota; Metazoa; Chordata; Actinopteri; Syngnathiformes; Syngnathidae. The record is from RefSeq and is a predicted model, not a curated record. The transcript is spliced from 2 exons. Bases 1 to 924 code for a protein of 307 amino acids. Gene Ontology annotation, biological process: cell communication.
AUGGUGACACUCUACGAUCUGGUCUUCAUCACCAUCAGUCACAACGUAUCCUUCAUCGGCAAAGUGUGGUGGGUUCUGAUGGUUCUGGGCCGCGUUCUGGUGCUGUGUCUGGGCGCCUCGAGCCUCUUCCAAGACGACCAGGCGAGGUUUGUGUGCAACAGCCUCCAGCCGGGCUGCUCGGUGGUCUGCUUUGACGUCUUGUCUCCGGUGUGUCUUCUGCGCCUGUGGCUCUUCCAGCUCAUCCUGCUGUGUUUGCCCCACAUCCUGUUCGCCACCUACGUCACCCACAGAACCACCGCUGGCUACCCAGGUGGAGGGGUGCCGAGGUUCUCCUGCGCCUACGUCGUCGCCGUCAUUCUUCGCAUCCUUCUGGAAGUGUCUUUUGGUGCGGGACAGUUCUUCCUUUUUGGUUUGUCCAUCCCGAAGAGCGUGCUGUGCUACGAGGCCCCCUGCAGCUCGGGGGUGGAGUGCUUCGUCUCCAGACCUACAGAGAAGACCCUGAUGCUCCACCUGAUGCUGGCCUUGGCAUCCUUGUCAGCCAUGUUGAGUCUGCUGGACUUGGUCUGCACAAUCAAAGCCACGCUGAGCCGGAGGAGAGCGAGACACAUGCUGAGUGACCAGCUGUGCAAAGGAGAACAAGGUAGCGUCCCUGAUGGGCUCCUAACCCAAAGAACAAGCACCAGCGGAACCUCCAUGAACGACCACAAGGAGGAGCCGCCUCUUCCAAACGGUCAACUCAAGAAGCUUCAAGAUCGCAGGCAAGCUCAGACGGACGUAUCGCCUUUCUCUGUGAUGCACUUUGUCCUCCACGACCAGGCCAGAUCUCCCGUGUCGCUCUGCAGCAGACCUGCAACACCCAAAGAGCCGGGCCGGGUCAGGUCCAGUAACAACUGGUCUGCCAAAGACAAGAGGGCGUGGGUUUGA